Molecule: messenger RNA, 2375 nt
Organism: Daphnia pulicaria
Lineage: Eukaryota; Metazoa; Arthropoda; Branchiopoda; Diplostraca; Daphniidae
Gene: lovit
Product: proton-associated sugar transporter A-like
Exons: 11
Coding region: 273-2222 (649 amino acids)
Cellular component (GO): membrane
Molecular function (GO): sucrose:proton symporter activity
Source: RefSeq, a predicted model, not a curated record
CGUCAGUAUGUCUGUUGAACACAACUACUUUUGGUCUUGGCCGAAAGAGUCCUUUUUUUCCUUCUCCUUGACGCACAAGGGGGUAGAAACGCGCGUGCAACAACCGCGGAUUUUUUGAUCCGGGUAUAGUAAACAGUGAUUGGGUGGUUGUUGUGUUGUUUAUACGUGGGACCGGCGCUUCUGGUUUACACACAUAGAAUAGAGAGACCUGUUGUAAAUAUUUGAACCCCAAAGUUGUGCUAUUGUUGGCUCCCAUCAAUUGAUAAUAAACUAUGGCUGAGCGUUUGGCCGGUUACACGGGCAAUCUCCACCUGCUCAAAGGUAGGGCUCUGGAUGUCUGGCACGCAUUCCAGGAGAACGUUUCCACCCAAGGAGGUGGACUGCAUGGGAUCAAAGCGAAGACGUCGGAGAAAAUCUCCGGUUUGAAGGAGAAAGCCAUCGACAGUUUGAAUAAAGGCAACGAUGGCGACUAUUCCCACGUUUACAGGAGGAAAUCGAGAGCAGAGUUGGUCCGCGUUUCGGCGGCCGUGAUGGGCAUCGAAUUUGCCUACUCGGCCGAAACGGCCUUUGUCUCGCCGACACUUCUGGGCAUCGGCAUCCAGCACCGCAACAUGACGCUCAUCUGGUGCCUCAGUCCAAUGAUCGGCUUCUUUCUCACGCCACUACUCGGCUCGUUCAGCGAUCGCUGCAAAUCACGGCUUGGACGCAGACGGCCUUUCAUCAUCCUUUUGUCCAUCGGCAUCAUUUUAGGCUUACUUUUGGUACCCAACGGCAAAUAUUUCGGCCAGCUCAUGGGCGACGUCUACCCGGAGGAGGAACUUUUGGCCAAGAAGAUGGAAACGGGCGGCGGCGGCGGCGGUAAUUUUCUGGUUAACUCGACAGCCGUGGCGGACGAGGCGGACGUUAUCAAUGAAGUGGUGGACACGUCUUCCCAUCCGUGGGGCAUUUUCCUGACCGUUUUGGGCACCGUUCUCCUUGACUUUGAUGCCGACGCUUGCCAGAGCCCUUCGCGGGCUUAUCUCCUGGACGUCUGCAUUCCAGAGGAUCACGCAUUAGGUUUGAGCACAUUCACAAUCAUGGCCGGACUCGGAGGAUCAUUAGGCUACGCAAUGGGUGGAAUUAAUUGGGACGCCACGUUUAUCGGCGUCAUGCUGGGUGGACACGUCAGGGCCGUGUUUACACUGGUGACAUUCAUAUUCAUCGCGUGCGUCAUCGUCACGUUGUACAGCUUCAGUGAGAUCCCGCUCGACGUCCUCUCCGACACUUCCAAUAUCGACAUGGUCAAUGAACGCCGGAUGUUGGAAGGACAGACGUACGGCAAGUUCGACGAGGAUUACGAGGCUUCCAAGACGUACGGAACCAUGGGCGACAAUCCCCCGCAAGUCAAUCACACGGGUCUCGAUAAUCCCGGAUUCCAAGAGUCGACUUUCACCGAGUACCCCAAUAACCAGAAUGAAUUUUAUCAAGAUCCUGGCCAGCAGCAGCAGGUCGACCAACCGGAAAUUCAAGCCAUACCGCACGUGGGUGAGAUCAGUCUGCGCGAAUACGUUCACUCCAUCAUCUACAUGCCGAAAUCGAUGAGGAUCCUCUGCUUGACGAACCUGUUUUGUUGGAUGUCGCUCGUUUGCUACUCGCUCUACUUUACCGAUUUCGUCGGCGAGGCCGUCUUCGGUGGUAAUCCCAAGGCUCCAGUGGGAAGUGUUGAACGGGAAAUUUACGAGGAAGGCGUCCGUUUCGCCUGCUGGGGCAUGGCCAUGUACUCGUUAUCCUGCUCUUGCUACUCUUUCAUCAUCGAGCGACUCGUCAAACGAUUCAAGGCGCGACAGGUUUACAUGGCCGGUCAACUAGUCUACACUUUCGGUAUGAUACUAAUGGCUGUGACACGCAGUCCGGCUGGCGUUAUCAUCUUCUCCUGGACGGCCGGCGUCAUGUACUCAACUCUGUUCACCAUGCCCUACUUGCUGGUGGCCCAUUACCACGCAUCUCAAGUGUUUGCCGAGGAUGCCAGCGGAACCCGUCAGUGUUCGACGACCGUCCGAGGUCUUGGUACCGACGUCGCUCUCGUGUCCUCCAUGGUCUUCUUGGCUCAGUUCAUCCUCUCGUCUUCAAUGGGUUCAAUCAUUUCUGCCGCAGGCAGCACUACCGCCGUCAUAGUGUCAGCUGCAGUUCUAAGUUUUUGCGGAAGCAUGUCCGCCUCUCAAGUCAUGUACCUUGACUUGUAGCUUGGAAUUUUUGUCUCCCACCCAAAACUUGUUAUCGUGUGUCGUCAGUUGGUUUUGAUCAUCGAUGUUUCUUAAAACUUAAUAUUAUUAACUGUUCAAAUCAAAAUAACAACAUUGAAAAAAAAAGAAAUAAAUUCUGAAAGUAGAUCAUCA